GUUUCCCUCUUCCUGUGUUACCGCCCUUGGGCUGAGUGAGAAACCCAGGCACAGAAGACAUCGCAUUCAUUGAGAAGACUGGUGUUAUUUGGAGUUUCCGUAGCUAGUUCCCGUCAGUCUCAGGUAGCGUCUCCCUGGUCUGAAGCAGCAACCCCGAGAAGAGGCACUGUGGCUGCGGUCUGCUGUUCAGUGUUGCUUAGCAAGCUAUAGCCAGAACCAUGGCGUUGUCAUAUAAGAAGGAUCUGGACAAGUACAAGGAUCUCGACGAAGAUGAAAUCCUUAACAAACUGUCGGCAGAGGAGCUCAAACAGCUGGAGACGGCCCUCGAGGAGAUGGACCCUGAGAAUGCUCUCCUCCCAGCGGGUUUACGUCAGAAGGACCAGACGUCUAAGAAAGCUACAGGACCAUUCGACAGGGACGGUCUGCUCAAAUACCUGGAGAAGGAAGCCAUGGAGUACAAGGAUAGAGAGGAUGUAGUGCCCUUCACUGGGGAGAAGAAAGGUAAAGUAUUUGUUCCUAAGCAGAAACCAAUAGAAACGCGCCAGGAGGAAGUCACAACCCUCGAUCCAGAGUUAGAGGAAGCUCUGUCCAGUGCCACAGAGACAGAACUAGGGGAUCUAGCAGCAAUCCUGGGUGUUCACACGCUGGUCACCAGUACUCAGACAUAUGAUGGAACUGGAUCUAAAGAGUCUUACAACAAUGUGAUCAAGGGGGAGAAGAUGAACCCAGUGUUUGAUGAGCCUCCCAAUCCCACCAAUGUAGAAGAAACUCUGCAGAGGAUAAAAAGCAAUGACAGCUCUUUAACAGAGGUCAACCUCAACAACAUUAAGAACAUUCCAAUUCCCACGCUGAAGGACUUCGCCAAAGCCAUGGAGAAGAACACGCACAUCAAGAAGUUCAGCCUGGCAGCGACACGGAGUAACGACCCAAUAGCUGUGGUGUUCAGUGAAAUGCUGCGGGAGAACAAGACGUUGCGAAGUUUGAAUUUGGAGUCCAACUUUAUCACCGGGGCCGGCGUUCAGGCUUUGGUAGAUGCGUUGCGAGAUAAUGACACACUCACAGAGAUCAAGAUAGACAACCAGAGGCAGCAGCUGGGCACCACCGUAGAGAUGGAGAUAGCUAAGAUGUUGGAAGAGAACAACAGCAUAGUGAAGUUCGGCUACCACUUCACCCAGCAAGGACCUCGAUCCAGAGCCGCCGCAGCUAUCACCAAGAACAACGACCUGGUCCGCAGGAGGCGAGUGGAAGGCGACCUGUAGGGACGUAGCCCUGCCUGUCUCCCAGCCAAUUGUGUUUUUCAUCUCAUCGUGUGGAAUUAUUUCAGCCAAUGCCCUGGUCUCAUCUCACUGUGUGGAAACUCUAGUCUUGUGCCAAACUGCGGGGCAAGGCACGCUCAAACCAGAACAUACAUCUGAGAAGAAGGGAAAUAACUGGAAUUGCCCUCUCCUAUACACAUGUUCAUACUUAUGUUUAUUGUUAUGUUGUUUUUGAAGGUGUAAAUCUCA
Messenger RNA from Amphiprion ocellaris (clown anemonefish), 1505 nucleotides. It is a transcript of the gene tmod2, whose product is annotated as tropomodulin 2. Gene Ontology annotation, cellular component: myofibril; striated muscle thin filament. The record is from RefSeq and is a predicted model, not a curated record. Bases 219 to 1259 code for a protein of 346 amino acids. Gene Ontology annotation, biological process: myofibril assembly; muscle contraction; pointed-end actin filament capping. Lineage: Eukaryota; Metazoa; Chordata; Actinopteri; Pomacentridae. Gene Ontology annotation, molecular function: tropomyosin binding. The transcript has 10 exons.